Molecule: messenger RNA, 1002 nt
Organism: Mucor mucedo
Lineage: Eukaryota; Fungi; Mucoromycota; Mucoromycetes; Mucorales; Mucoraceae
Exons: 6
Coding region: 1-1002 (333 amino acids)
Source: RefSeq, a predicted model, not a curated record
AUGACCACAGGACGUAUGCAUGCAUACUAUCAGACGAAAAAAAAAAGAAACCCAUCAUAUGAUGCAUAUGCUCACGUUAUCCCACUUUUUUAUAGAGAUGAACUUUAUCGAAAGAUGGGUAAUGAAAGAAUUAGCAUUGAUGCUAACGUCUUUGACAAAGACCUGGAAUACGGAUACGAAACGUUGAAGUUCAAAGUCGUUCGUUUUGCAAUGGACAAAAUAAGAGAAAACACAAUCUAUUCUCUUCGAACUGAAUUUGUAACAAGAGGAGAGAACUGUAACUGUGCUGAUCGUUUCAAUUACAAGCUGCCUUGUCCCUGUGUAACUGAUGCAAAUUCGAAUGUUCUCUCUCUCGAAGUAGUCGAUAAGCGCUGGAGACUUGAAUUUGAUGUACUAUUUGAUGGAUUAGAAGAUAAGUAUAGCUUAGAUAAGACGGAUGAGGAGAAGGAAGAGAAAGAUAAUCCCAAAACAGAAGAAACGUCUGUCCAACAUGAUGAUGAAAAUGAUGUUGUUUCAGUCUUAUCAGUCAGUGAUGAGAAAAAAAUAAUGAUUACAGUUUCAUACUACUUCCGGAUAAUGAAAAGUUCGAACAAAAGCAAAAUAGGGAAGAAGAACCGGAAAUACGAUUACAACUUUUUGUUGGACGAUCACUUGUGUUAUCGAAGUGAUAGAAUACGACUAAUGUUGAAAGUUGCGCAGGUCCUUCACAAAAUGUAUUCUGCAAUUGCAGACUUCUCUACGCAGCAACAAAUAGCAGAUGCAUUGACUGUUUUAGAAGAAGCUACUGAUAAAAUUUUAAAUCCUGCUAUCAAAAUAGAUCAGUUGAAAUCUCCUACACCUAAUUCCAAUAGAAAAGGCAGACCCUUUGGAAAAGGAAUAAAAAGUGGAACCAAACGCCUGCAAAUAGCAAAAGAAUUUUUUGAAGAAAGUCAAAAAAAGGAUAUUAAAAAAGAAAGAAACAAAAAGAAGAAGAAAAUAUGGAAAAGAAAAGACGAAUCUUAG